AUGCUCUUUUUCAACGCCAAUAGGAUAAGCUGCAAAAACAUAACGGAUGUUAUUGCUAGGUUCUGCCAUAUCUCAGGUCAGCAAUUGAAUGUGGGAAAAUCGCAUCUCAAGGUCAGCUCCAAUACUUCGAUGCAAGAGAAGCAGGAGUUCGUUACAAUAUUAAGGAUGCCUAUGGUUACUACUCUGGAUCACCAUCUUGGCUCUCCAAUCGAUUUGCAGGGGACAAAGUAUUCGAAUUUUGUGUUUUUGAUCGACCAGAUAUCGAAGAAGAUUAACGACUGGAACGCGAUUCCCUUGUCUCAAACUCAAAAGGUUAUUCUUAUUAACUCGGUUUUAAUUUCUAUGGCGUCCCAUGUGAUGAGUUGUUUUCAUCUACCAUCGGCAAUCUCUUCGAAAAUUGACUCGAUGAUAGCUCAGUUCUUCUGGGAUAACAAAGAUAGGAAGGGCAUACACUGGGUCGGUCGGUCGAUAAUUCACCUUCCUAAAGGGAUGGGGGGCCUAGGGAUUAGGUCAAUGGGGGUGGUGAAUAAAGCUUUGCUCAUGAAAAGUGUCUGGCGCAUUCACAAUAACCCUCAGUCCUUACUGGCUAGGGUCUAUACCAAGAGAUUUUCCUCCCCUCUCCUAACGGGGAAGCCAACCAGAAUCAUCAAUGGCGCUUUUUCAUGGGGGAUGAGAGGGUUAGCUAGGGCGGGGAAUAUUCUUCUCAAAGGCUGUAAUUGGAAAGUCGGGGAUGGCAACUCUAUCCUGGCUAGCAAGGACCGUUGGGUUAAUGGGACAAUACCGGAAUUCAAGUCUACUAUCACCAUGGGCGAGGCAAGGGCUUGGAGAGUGAGUCACUUUAUCAUGCCGACGGGGAAAGACUGGGAUCAUGGGAAAGUCAACAGGUGUUUUGAAUUCGACGACGCUAAACAAAUUGUUGGGAUGGAGCUGCCGUAUAACCAGGCCAAAGAUUAUCUAUACUGGAAGUAUCAUAAGGGAGGCAAGUUUACGGUUAAGACGGCGUAUGCGAUGAUUCUCGGAGAAGAUUCGAAUCACUCUAAUGGUUUCGACGGUGAAAGUCCCUUCUCUUUGUUAUGGUCUCUUCGUAUGGCUCCGAAGUGGAAACUUUUUAUUUGGAAAAUUCUUAGGAAUGGCCUUGCGACAAAGUGUAAUAUUAAUCAGAGGGGUUUAAACAUCCCUUCUGCUUGUGACUUAUGCUUAAACGAGGAUGAGGAUUACCAAUACUUAUUUCGCUUUUUCGAAAUAGCAAAACAAACUUGGAGGAGUGGGUCCUUAGGGAUUCACUCAGAAUUGCGCAGUGACAUUCCUUUUGUGGAAUGGAUGCUCUCCUAUAUCCGGCCUUUUCAAUGCCAGGAUGGUCACUUGAGUACUAGAACCAUAUACUUCAUUACCACGUUAUGGAGCAUAUGGGUGGCUAGGAAUAACAAGGUUUUCAGAGAUGAGAAUGUGGAUCUUUCAAUGGUAAUGGCUCUAAUCACUAAAGGUUUGGAGCAACAUGAUAUUACUACAAGUAAUAGUUCCGGAGCUCUGAGGUAUUUGCAUCCACCGGAACAACAUCUUUUUCCUCCCGGCUUCUUCGGGGCGACCCUUUCGGACAACGGGGGGAAUCCCACCAUUACCACCCUCUUGGUGGACGGAGCUUGGAAUAAAUCGACAAAAUUAUCGGGAUUGGCAUGGGUCAAGGACAAUUUCGGGACGGGUGCAGGUUCUCCACAAGGUGGAGCGACUUUCGGUUAUGCGGAAUCUGCAAUUCAGGCUGAAGCUCAGGCAUGCCUUGCAGGGUUAAGAUGGGCGAUUCGCUGCGACAUGAAGCAUAUUUUGAUUUUGACUGAUUCUUAUUGUCUUGUGGACAUGCCCCGUGGAGGUGGGUGUGUUGAUAUGCAGGUCAAAUGGACAUUGGCUGAAAUUGUGGCACGAGCACAGGAUUCUGAUUACUGCUCCAUCAACAAGGUUGAUAGGGAUAGGAUUCAGCCGGCUCAUGUUCUGGCCACGGGAGCAGCGCGUUCCCUUAUUGCUUUUUCUAAUGAUGUUUAG
Spinacia oleracea (spinach) is the source of this 2034-nucleotide messenger RNA. RefSeq lists its product as uncharacterized. The record is from RefSeq and is a predicted model, not a curated record. Gene Ontology annotation, molecular function: RNA-DNA hybrid ribonuclease activity; nucleic acid binding. The transcript has a single exon. NCBI's taxonomy places the organism in Eukaryota, Viridiplantae, Streptophyta, Magnoliopsida, Caryophyllales, Amaranthaceae. The coding region runs from base 1 to 2034 and encodes 677 amino acids.